AAGACGGGCAUUUGUUGUUUGGACGGAUUAGGGCUGAAUUACACCUUACCAAUGUUCAACGAAUGUAAGAAGAAACUGCAUUCUAAUGGCAGCAUGGUACAGACCAUUCCAAAGCUCAUCCCUUACACAUCUGCGGAAGCUGCCUCUCCGAGAAGGAAGAGUAAACUGGGGAUUCCACCCGGACACAGAGUGUGCAGAUUUCCUGAUUGUGGCGAAAAUCCCUGUCGAAACGGCUGGUGUGAGGAGACUAUGAAAAACUUCAAAUGCCACUGCUCUGCCGGAAAUCGAGGGAAACGUUGCAAAAGAGAAUCAAAUACUAAACAAGACACCACAACGAUGUCCACGACGGAAUCCACCACCUCACAUCCUACCACAACGACUCACUCAAGUACAACACAAGACACCACAACGAUGUCCACGACGGAAUCCACCACCUCACAUCCUACCACAACUUCUCAUGAAAUUGAGGGAGAAAUCCGCCUGGUUGACGGUUCCGGUGCAAUUGGAGGCAGGGUUGAGAUCUUCCAUGAAGGUCAAUGGGGGACCAUCUGUUUAGACGGUUGGGAUGACCUUGAUGCGAGGGUAGUUUGUCGACAGCUUGGAUUCUCAGGCAAUGUUGGUGCAGCCAGGAAGAGGGCUGCGUAUAGACCAGGAUCUGGCCCGAUACACCUUGAGCAUGUCGACUGUUCGGGAAAUGAAUCCAGGUUGACUGAUUGCAGUAAUGGCGGAUGGGACAAUCACGACUGCGAUCAUUCUAAAGAUGCUGGAGUUUACUGUGCAUGA
Messenger RNA from Strongylocentrotus purpuratus (purple sea urchin), 783 nucleotides. Its product is annotated as deleted in malignant brain tumors 1 protein-like. Gene Ontology annotation, cellular component: membrane. NCBI's taxonomy places the organism in Eukaryota, Metazoa, Echinodermata, Echinoidea, Camarodonta, Strongylocentrotidae. The transcript is spliced from 5 exons. The record is from RefSeq and is a predicted model, not a curated record. Bases 52 to 783 code for a protein of 243 amino acids.